AUGAUGCACGUCUCUGUCGACAAUGUCUCUUACCGAUCCAACCAGGCAACCCAGAGGGAUCCUCAAGAGCCCGGCGCAUCGACCCCAAAUGGUAGAACAGAUGACCAAGAUAGCAUGUUUAACAUCCGAUCCGGCGCAAUCAUUUCCUAUCAGCUCACUACUGCGGUGCAAAGUCUGGAGCCCGGCAGAGGGCAAGCCAAGUGGAGUGCUCCCAACCAGACGGGCCCUCCUCGAAGCCUGGAAGGUGGUCGACCCAGAUGGUCUUCCGAGUUCCGGUCGAUGGUCACAUUUGGGGCUGCCUGGCCCAACCCCUCGUUCUGCCUGUCGCUUACGUACAUGGUAUAG
Molecule: messenger RNA, 345 nt
Organism: Verticillium dahliae VdLs.17
Lineage: Eukaryota; Fungi; Ascomycota; Sordariomycetes; Glomerellales; Plectosphaerellaceae
Exons: 1
Coding region: 1-345 (114 amino acids)
Source: RefSeq, a predicted model, not a curated record